AUGCAUUGCAAUCGUAAUUUGCUUGAAAGAGCGAUGAAUACACAACGAGAAAUUUAUAGAAAGCAAAUAGGACGUAACUUGCUGAAAACACGGUUACGAAUCAAUGCGCCGUCAGCUGUUUUUAUAACUCCUGCCAGAUUACCGGGAUACAGGUUGGAUUUCGAUAACUAUUCUCCGAAUUGGCGGGGUGCGCCAGCAACCAUUGCUGCAAUUCCUAAGAGUGAGGUUUGGGGCGCACUGUGGCUUCUGAAUUAUAGCGAAAUGGGUGCACUGGAUGAGCAAGAAGGUCUGAAGGAUGGCCUAUAUGAAGCGAUAGACGUCAAAGUAUUAAAUCUCAACAAUCAUGUAAUAACAGCUAGGUCAUAUAAAAUGACUAGUGAUCCACCAAAAGUGCACCCCGAAGUAUUACCACUACAAAGAAGACCCAGCAACACGUAUAUACAGGUAAUAGCUUUAGGAGCUUACCAAUGCGGGAUACCGUCUUACUACAUAGAGUUCAUCUACAGAUUCCCAACAAAUGGUCGCACUGCCACUGACAAACUCAGCCAGGAGCUCGGUUAUCCCUUUAAUGAAAAUAUACAAAUAAGUUUGAAGUACUUUUUUGUUUUCUUGAAAAAUAACAACGGUCCUUUUAUAACCUCUUUCGGCACCACCCGGUAUUUGUGCUAA
Pieris macdunnoughi is the source of this 669-nucleotide messenger RNA. Lineage: Eukaryota; Metazoa; Arthropoda; Insecta; Lepidoptera; Pieridae. The record is from the annotation of a GenBank genome assembly.